UCGCCGACUGGAAACACGUUUAUGCUAUAAGUUUGUGCUUGACACGCCGAUCUCUUUGAUUUAAACUUGAAGGUGUGGAACCUGUCAUCUGGUAAAAAUGUCGGAGCAGUUGUUGCAGUGGUGUGUGGAACAGUUACAUCACAAGUUUGGAUUGGAGGCGGGUGAAGAAAUCGUCCAAUACAUUCUAUCAAUCGAGAAAGCUGAAGAGAUUGAGGAAUAUGUGGGAGACCUCCUGCAGGGCACAGAUGGGAAAAAGGGGCAGUUCAUUAACGAGCUCCUCAGCAGAUGGAAGAAGACUCAAAGACAGGCAGCAGAUACCACAGGUCUUUUCAUUCUCAAAGAAUCUGUUUCAUCACCAGAUGCACAAGAUAUGACCCGAGAUACCCAGAAGAAAUCUAAACGAAAAGGACGCAACAAACAGGAGGUGAUGACCGUGAGCCAAGCAGAACCUGUGCCAGAAGCUGUAAAAACCCCCAUUGAUCUGAUGAGGGCCCAGGAAAAUAGUAAUACAUCAUCAUCAAAGAAGAAAACAAAGUUUGUCAAUCUCUACGCUAAAGAGGGUCAGGACAGGCUGGCUGUGUUACUCCCAGGUCGGCAUGCUUGUGAAUGCCUUGCCCAAAAGCACAAGCUUAUUAACAACUGCAUCACCUGUGGCCGUAUUGUGUGUGAGCAAGAGGGCUCAGGACCCUGUUUCUUCUGUGGCAGCCUGGUCUGCACAAAAGAAGAACAGGAGAUCCUCCAACGAGACUCCAACAAAAGCCAGAAACUAAGAAAGAAGCUCAUGGGCGACUUCGGAGAAAGAGAAUAUCUCUCACACCAAGAGGCCACGAUGAAGGCUGGGCUGGAGAAAGCAAUUCAGCACAAAGACAAACUGCUGGAAUAUGACAGGAAUAGUGUCAGAAGAACACAGGUUCUGGAUGACGAGUCUGAUUACUUUGCCACUGAAUCCAAUCAGUGGUUGUCACCCAAUGAGCGAGAGAAACUGAGGAAAAAGGAAGAGGAGCUGAGAGAGCUUCGCCAUGCCUCUCGAAAAGACAGAAAGAUCACACUUGACUUUGCUGGUAGACAAGUAAUUGAAGAGGGAAACAACCUGAAUGAGUAUUACAACAAGUUGGAUGAGACCCUCAAGUCAGUGAGCAAUGAAUCGGUGUCUAAAUCACCAGUGUAUUCUGAAAGAAAGGGUGGACGGCAGGGCCUCAGAGAUCUGGUGAAUCCCAACAUAAUGCAAUCUGCACCAGAGUGGGUUGAUGUUGGAGGGAGUGAAAGCCACAAGAAACCAAUGGAGAAGGGAAAGAGUGCAAUGGAGGACAAGGGAAGAGAAGAACGACACCGCUUGAGGCUCCAAGACAAAGAGCUGCAGGAGAUGUCCGAUGGCGGCUGGUGCCUCAGCAUGCACCAGCCGUGGGCCUCGCUACUGGUAAAGGGCAUCAAGAGGGUAGAAGGACGAACAUGGUACACGUCACACCGUGGGCGACUUUGGAUUGCAGCUGCAGCAAAGAAGCCCACCCCUCAAGAAAUCGCAGAGGUGGAAGCCAUGUACCGCCACAUUUAUAAAAAAGGGCCCAUGUUUCCUAAAGACUAUCCCACUGGCUGCUUGCUGGGCUGCGUUAAUGUGACUGACUGUCUAUCUCAGCAGCAAUUCAGAGAACAGUUCCCUGAUACCUGUGAGGAGUCUGCUUCUCCAUUCGUCUUCAUCUGCACCAACCCCCAGGAGUUGCUCGUGAAAUUCCCCAUGAAAGGGAAGCACAAGAUCUGGAAACUGGAGAGCCACUACCACCAGGGUGCCAAGAAGGGACUGGUCCCAUCAGCUGCAGAUUGACGGUAAAGGAGAAGCUGAAGAGGACAAAAAAGCAACUUUUUUCCCCCCACCACUAUUUUUGCCAGGAGUUUCCAGAGCUGACAUAUUAUUAGUAUCAGUUUGGUCUUUGUUUUGAAUUCCUGGUAUUUGUAUUUAAUUAAUCAAUCCUGGUUAAUUGUAUAGAAUACAAAAUUGUAUGAUUACACCUUUUGUGAAUGCAUAAAUAAUUUCCUUUCUUGUUUCAAUUAAAGAACGCGUUUGGCAA
This is a messenger RNA of Pelmatolapia mariae (spotted tilapia), 2063 nucleotides long. RefSeq names its product thyroid hormone receptor interactor 4 (gene trip4). The record is from RefSeq and is a predicted model, not a curated record. The transcript has 13 exons. Gene Ontology annotation, biological process: positive regulation of DNA-templated transcription. Gene Ontology annotation, cellular component: nucleus. Bases 98 to 1819 code for a protein of 573 amino acids. Gene Ontology annotation, molecular function: transcription coactivator activity; zinc ion binding. Lineage: Eukaryota; Metazoa; Chordata; Actinopteri; Cichliformes; Cichlidae.